Molecule: messenger RNA, 345 nt
Organism: Aureobasidium vineae
Lineage: Eukaryota; Fungi; Ascomycota; Dothideomycetes; Dothideales; Saccotheciaceae
Source: the annotation of a GenBank genome assembly
AUGAAGAGACGCUACGGCUCAGUGUUGAUCGAGAACACCGACAUCGAAUGGAUUGUUACCGUCCCUGCAAUUUGGUCUGAUACGGCCAAGGAUGCCACUCUCAAAGCUGCACAGAUGGCAGGACUUGGCAGAUCGUCCAAGUUGUCCUUGGUCACUGAGCCCGAAGCUGCCGCCAUCUACGCUUUCAAGGUUCUUGAAGACUUCAAUCUCAGAGUUGGUGACCACCACAUUAUCUGUGACUGCGGAGGUGGUAUGUAUGCCAGAAUGAGCACAAACCGGCCACUCAAAUUUCUCCAACACGACAAUCGUGGCAGUGUACCAUUUCUCAUACAAGAAAUAUGCUGA